AUGGACGGUCCAGAUCAAAUCGGCCCCGAUCAUUCGCCCAAGCGCACAAUCAGCGACAGACUGCGCUACACGGUCAAGACCUUCACUACUCGAGAGGGCCUACUAGGAGAGUACGACUAUGGAUACCUCUUCAUCCCACGACUGCCUUUUACAAAGCGAGCUCGCAAAUCUGCCCCGUUCUUCGGUCUCGAAGAUCGCGUGCCAGUCGUUCUGGCAUUGAUUCUGGGGUUGCAGCAUGCGCUUGCUAUGCUGGCUGGUGUUAUUUCACCACCCAUUCUGCUCGGCGGCUCAGCCGGUGCCAACUUCGGGGAUGAACUCUACCAGUACCUCGUUUCGACUUCGUUGAUCGUCUCGGGUCUGUUGAGUGCUGUUCAGAUGUUCCGGUUCCAUAUCAAGGGGACAAAAUACUAUAUUGGAACCGGAUUGCUAUCAGUCGUCGGUACAUCUUUCUCUACAAUCACAGUCGCUCAAGGCGCCUUCGCCCAGAUGUAUAAAUCGGGAUACUGUCCUUCAUCUCCAGAUGGAUCUCCGCUCCCCUGUCCAAAAGGUUAUGGCGCCCUCCUCGGCACCUCGUGUCUCUGCUCUCUCCUCGAAAUCGGCAUGUCCUUCAUGAGCAGCAAGAUCCUCGCCCGCGUCUUCCCCCCACUCGUCACCGGCCCAACUGUCCUCCUGAUCGGUGCCUCGCUUAUCAAGUCCGCCAUGACGGACUGGGCCGGUGGCGCAUCAUGUGGUUCGGACCCCUCCGCCCGCGCAUUGUGUCCCAGCGCUAGUGCCCCGCACCCUCUCCCCUGGGGAAGCCCUCAGUUCAUCGGACUUGGAUUCCUAGUCUUCGUGACGAUCAUCGUCUGCGAGCGGUGGGGUCCUCCCAUUCUCAAGAGUUGCUCCGUCAUUGUUGGCCUGUUGGUUGGCUCGAUCGUCGCUGCCGCAUGCAACUACUUCGAGUCCGCCGGUAUCGCUGCUGCACCAGUGGCUUCCUUCGCUUGGGUCCACACGUUCCCGCUGUCGGUGUACCCGCCGCUCAUCCUGCCGUUACUCGCGCUAUACAUCGUUAUCAUGAUGGAGUCUAUUGGUGAUAUCACGGCGACGUGCGAUGUCUCCCGACUGCAGGUCGAGGGCGAGACCUUCGAUUCCCGGAUCCAAGGUGGUGUCCUGGGCAAUGGUAUCACCUGUCUCUUGGCCGGUCUGAUGACGAUUAGCCCUAUGUCUGUCUUCGCGCAGAACAACGGUGUGAUCGCGCUGACGAAAUGCGCCAACCGCACCGCCGGCUACUGCUGCUGUCUCUUCCUGGUUAUCAUGGGAAUUUUCUCCAAGUUCGCCGCUGCGCUGGUUGCAAUCCCCAGUCCCGUGCUCGGUGGCAUGACCGCUUUCCUCUUCAGUUCCGUGGCAGUCAGUGGUCUGCGCAUCAUUGGAUCUGUCGAACCCACCCGUCGCAAUCGCUUCAUCCUCACGGCUAGUUUCUCCAUUGGAAUGGGUGUCACCCUCCUGCCGGCGUGGUUCACUUACUUCUUCACCUACUCCGGUGACAACCAUGCGCUCGCUGGUCUGAUCAAUGCUGUCGAUCUGGUCAUGGAGAACGGAUUCGCUAUCUCUGCGCUUCUCGGCAUCUUCCUCAACCUCUUCAUUCCCGAGGAGCCUGAUGAUGUCCCCGCCAUCUUGGAGUCGACCGACUCCAAUGAGACCCAGGUACAGACCAACAUGCCUGAACAGUCGUCGACGACUACCAAAAUGGCUUGA
Penicillium roqueforti is the source of this 1734-nucleotide messenger RNA. Its product is annotated as nucleobase:cation symporter-2 family protein. The transcript has 4 exons. Gene Ontology annotation, biological process: xanthine transport; transmembrane transport. Gene Ontology annotation, cellular component: fungal-type vacuole; membrane. Lineage: Eukaryota; Fungi; Ascomycota; Eurotiomycetes; Eurotiales; Aspergillaceae. Bases 1 to 1734 code for a protein of 577 amino acids. The record is from RefSeq and is a predicted model, not a curated record. Gene Ontology annotation, molecular function: xanthine transmembrane transporter activity.